This is a messenger RNA of Aspergillus calidoustus, 795 nucleotides long. The record is from the annotation of a GenBank genome assembly. Lineage: Eukaryota; Fungi; Ascomycota; Eurotiomycetes; Eurotiales; Aspergillaceae.
AUGGUUUCCCCCUUUUGCUGGGGCUGCCUUACGCCACUUCGCCAGACGUCUCGCACCAUCUUACCGUCACCGAGCGCGGCGGUGUCCCGAGGACCAGCAUUCCACACGUCGGCCGCUCUCCAAUUUAUGGGUCGUGCAUCCCAAGGAGGGAAAAAAGGCUCGACAGUCUUGAAGUUCCGCCAGCCAGCAAGUUCCACGAUGAAAAAGAAGAAGAAGUUCGUGGAGAAAGCACGCCCCCCGCCCGUCGGCGAGCGCAAAGCGCUCCGCAAACGCAUUGUCCUUAGCAACCCGAAUGCUCUUGAAGUUGAGGGCUUGCAGGAACUCUCGGAGGAGACAAUGGUAGACUCGCGCCUCCGCGGGACGGUGCUGGCUCUCCCUGUGCCGAUGUUAGAUCAGUUGAGAGCUGUGCAGGCGUUCAAGCCCAAGCAGGGCUGGUCGAUCUUCCGUCGGCCAUGCACGGUUUUGAGACGCGAAACUUUGGAGCUAGGUAGAUUCUUCGACGGUGUUACCGGUGACACUGAAGGUGGGGGAGCUGUUAUCAAGAAGAUUGUCGGCGGGGCAAGGAAAUCAGGGAAGAGUGUUCAUCUGCUUCAGGCUAUGGCCAUGGGUUUUAUCAAGAACACAAGAAUUAGUAUCUGCUACCAGCAGUUACGCACCGCUGUCCGAGGAGAAUCCAAAUUUGUACGUUCAGAACGAGGCCACGGCCGCUCUGCUGUCCCGCACCGUCGCUGCGAACAAGGAGGUUCUUUCCGGGCUCCGUGUCUCUCACAACCACCCUACUGUUCCGGCCGCUAA